AUGGAAUCAAUAGCUUCAUUAUCAAUUAUCAUCGAAAUUGCAUUUAUUUGCUUACAAAUUUGCACAUUUAUUGAAAUAACCAUGCUGUUAAUCACAACGUGCUGCAAAAAAUUAUCAACCGAAGAAAAUAACACUGUUCAAGAAUUAAAACCAAAAGUAUCCAAAGAAACGAUAAAAUCGCCAGCACAAAGAAGAGCAAUUGCAAAAAUUAGAGAGGGUGAAAUGAUUCCAGCAAAUCAGAGUGAAACAAUUGAUGAUGCAAUAAGUAAUUGGGGAGCUGUGCAAAAAGUUGAACGUAAAGUACCUUUAAAAAAGAAACGUCAAAAAAUUAAAAGAAGAAAAUGA
Brugia pahangi is the source of this 345-nucleotide messenger RNA. NCBI's taxonomy places the organism in Eukaryota, Metazoa, Nematoda, Chromadorea, Rhabditida, Onchocercidae. The record is from the annotation of a GenBank genome assembly.